ACUGGCCUCACCAGAAGUCUCUGUUGACAUGAGACGAUUAAUAUAUGUAGAAUAUUGAAGAGAUGUUCUUAGGCGGGAAUCCCGUUUUAUUCCCCUAGCAUGGUAUCACAUUGUAUCCCUUAGCCGAAAUUUCAUUCUGUUCCAUCAUUUCGUCCAAUCUUUUGUGGUCGUGUGUCGUAUUUUGAUCGGUUCUUUGCACGAUGAUAAUUUGAAACGCAGCGAUUCGAUAUUUCCUAGCGGUGGAAACUACCUUGUCCGAACUAAACUACCACGAUAUUCGAUAUUCGACGAGGAUUAUUAAUUCCAGCGUAGUAAUAAUAAGUCAGCUGGCUGGCUGGUGAAAUCAAGGAAUUUGGGGGGUAUUGGUAGAUCGACGCGGGGCGGCACUCGGCUAACCGAAAAUAUCUGAGUCUCCGUUGGCGAAGAUAAGGGAAAUACCUAAAAAGCCUGUGAAAGACAACCAGCCGAAGAAAGACGUUGCAGGAAGAAACACAAGCGCCCGCGGGACGGACGAGAAUACAGAGGGCUAUGAUGUCUCGCAAUAGCCGUAAAUCAGACGAAGAGGCGGCUGCCACGCCGACGAGUAACGAUUACGACGACGAUAUUGCGAAGAAGGCACGAGACGAAUACGCUCUUAACCCCAUAGGCUCUGGUUCGUCCGGCAAGAGCUCGCACACCAAGGGAGGUCAUUUGCGCUUAGCUUCUGGCUCAACCGACAUCGACAUUAACGAUCUGGCGGCCAUCGCCAAUCGAUCGGGGGAAGACUUAGAAAACGCUUCAAUCGACAACGGCGACCGCGCGAGCAUCACAUAUAAAGUGUAUAAGAGGCGAUGGUUCGGUCUCGUGCAGCUCACGCUGUUAAAUAUUAUCGUUAGCUGGGAUUGGCUGACGUUCUCGCCCGUCUCGCAAAAUGCGGCUAUUUACUAUAACACUGACGAGUCCGCCAUCAACUGGCUCUCGAUAUCGUUUAUGUUCUCCUUCGUCGUCAUCUUUCCCUUAUCAAUAUACGCAUUGCAUUGGGGGCCUAAGCCGUCUAUAAUCGCCUCCGCAGUGCUGAUCCUCGCCGGAAACUGGAUCCGCUAUGCGGGCUCUCACUCCCGCGAUGGAGGGCUGUACGGUGUCGUCAUGUUUGGUCAGAUUCUGACUGGAUUGGCUCAGCCUUUCGUUCUGAGCGCCCCGACACGGUAUUCCGACAUGUGGUUCACGAAUAGAGGUCGCGUUGCCGCCACAGCCUUGGCUAGUUUAGCAAAUCCGUUCGGUGCUGCUAUCGGACAGUUAGUCGUGCCGUUCAUGGUCUCGGGACCUAGCGAUAUUUCCAACGCUGUGCUCUAUGUCUCUAUCAUCUCUUCUGUAGCCGCGCUCCCAUCCUUCUUCAUCCCGGCGGCACCACCCACUCCGCCGGGACCAUCAGGAUCGACGCCUAAGGCUACGCUUAAGGACUCUCUACGACUCCUUAAGUCUCUCGAGAUCUGGCUGAUCCUGGUUCCGUAUGCGGUUUACGUCGGCUUUUUCAACAGCGUCUCCUCACUGCUCAACCAGAUCAUGCUCCCCUACGGCUUCUCGUCCGACGACGCCGGCAUCGCAGGUGCUCUUCUCAUCGUCGUCGGGCUCGUCGCCUCCGCCAUCUCCAGCCCAAUUCUCGACCGUACGAAAGCGUUUUUACUUGCUAUUAAAAUCGCCGUGCCUGUCAUCGGGCUGAGCUAUCUCGUCUUUAUCUGGAUGCCAGGUACCCGCGACAUCGCGGGCCCCUACGUUGUCCUCAGUAUCCUCGGCGCAGCUAGUUUCUCUCUCGUCCCCGUUGCCCUCGAGUUCCUAUGCGAGCUGGGUCAUCCGAUGAGUCCCGAAGUCACAUCCGCGAUCGCGUGGGCCGGAGGGCAGCUGCUGGGUGGCAUCUUCAUCAUCAUCAGUGACGCGCUCAAGGCGGACGAGACGGCGGACCCGCCGGAAAAUAUGGACAAAGCGCUCAUCUUCACUGCAGUAGUAGCACUCGUCACCGUACCUCUACCAAUGUCGCUCGGACUAUUCGGACGCGACGAUAAGUUAGUUAUGAGGAGGGUAAGGAGCGAUGAGAGGAACAGGAGCAGCAGUGAGGCAAACGGUAUUGUUGACGGGAACGGGGCUGUGGGGACAGCUAUUUAGGUCUGGUCUCCUUUUUUCAAUGGUUCGCGUAGCUUAGCUCCUAGCUAGCUAAAUGGCUAGCGCGAUGGGAUUAUCCGGGACGGAAAUUCGGCAUAGGCUAUGUAGGACAGGAUACGAUAUGACACGACACGAACAGUGAACCUAUUGAGGAUUAGGUUUUCUUCUUUUUCAGCUUGGGCUGAUGGUAUCAUUGAUGGGGCGGUCUAGACCUGACUCUGGGAAUGGGUCGGCUGCUGCUGAGCUUGAGUAGGAUCUUUUUUCUAUUAAAUGGGGGUUUUAUGAUUUGGGCUUAUGGAUAUUUGGGAUGGGAUGUGGGAGAGUAUGAAUGGGUAGGAUAGGAUGGGCGGGUGGGAUAGACGAUGCUUGCGUGUUCAUGUUCGUGUAUGUGUGUUCAAGUUCGCGCAUGCUGAUGGAUGGAUGCUGUUUAGGUACAUGAUACCCGUUUCGUAGUGUGAAUAGUUGCAGUACAUACAUACCUAGGUAUAUAUACGUAAAUAUAUAUGAGUUUGGUGUUUA
This is a messenger RNA of Annulohypoxylon maeteangense, 2655 nucleotides long. Its product is annotated as MFS general substrate transporter. Bases 529 to 2139 code for a protein of 536 amino acids. The transcript has 3 exons. Gene Ontology annotation, molecular function: transmembrane transporter activity. Gene Ontology annotation, biological process: transmembrane transport. The record is from RefSeq and is a predicted model, not a curated record. NCBI's taxonomy places the organism in Eukaryota, Fungi, Ascomycota, Sordariomycetes, Xylariales, Hypoxylaceae. Gene Ontology annotation, cellular component: membrane.